AUGUUUGCUUCAUCAAUACUGCCAGUGGCGCUAUUCGUAGUGUGUUUGAUAAAAGCGACCACAGGGAACCUGGUACUGUCGGUGACACAAUUCCAAACGUCGAGCUGUAGCGAUCGGCAGGCGCCCGGCAUUUUUUGUACCGAUUGCAACACGGUGGCCGUAUGCGUGAAGAUUGGUACCGUGUGGGAAACGUUCUGGGUUGAGGCAUGCAAUCCAGCCGAGGGUCUGUACUGCAACGAGUUCGACGGCGGCUGUUCGACGAGCGCCGGGUCGUGCAAUCCGGGCGGUGACGGAAACUUCGAAUGCAACACACCGGGCAUAUUUCCGGAUCCGUUCAACUGCCGGCUGUAUCACAUGUGCUUCAUGAACGGCAACAACCCGGUUGCCAUUAAUAUGGACUGUGGUGGUGCGGCCUUUUCACCAACGACCGGCGAUUGUUCACUGUCGCUGAACGAUACCGUGUGCCUGUCACCGCAGUUCAACUGUAACACCUUGGGUCAGAUGGAUGCGUGGCCGGGAAAUAAUAAUAUCUACUACAUCUGCGUAGCGGAAACGGUGAAUGACAAUCGUGUGUUGCGCCCACGCCUGUACCGAUGUCCGGCAAAUCAAAUUUUCCAGCAGGGGCAGUGUAUGCAGCGCGAUUGGUCUGACAUGCCACCGGGUACGAUUGUGCCGUUCGAAUGCCAACGGCCGGGAUUGUUUGCCGAUCCGGCCCACUGUCGUUACUAUUACAGCUGCAGCUCGGAGCUUGUAGCAAUGCAUUUACAAUGUAUGGAAGGUACUUACUUUAAUCCGGAAACAGUUUCCUGUGUGUUGGGUGUGUGCUAG
Messenger RNA from Anopheles marshallii, 828 nucleotides. RefSeq lists its product as uncharacterized. The record is from RefSeq and is a predicted model, not a curated record. Lineage: Eukaryota; Metazoa; Arthropoda; Insecta; Diptera; Culicidae. The transcript has 2 exons. Gene Ontology annotation, molecular function: chitin binding. Bases 1 to 828 code for a protein of 275 amino acids. Gene Ontology annotation, cellular component: extracellular region.